AUGGCUCUCCCCGUCGAAUAUAUUAUCCUAGGACUUGGCAACAUUGAUCCAGACUACAAAUACACCCGACACAAUGCUGGCUCCAUCUUCAUAAACUACCUCGCAAACGCAAUAGCCAUGACUUCAAACCCUGCCGGAGCUGCUGACGGCUCAUACCCAAAGCCCGUAUUUGUUAGACGCACGGAUCUCUCAGCAGAUAUACACGAUAUCACAUUCAACCUGUCUGCAACUUCUUCUAUACGAGUAGUACUCGCUAAGCCGCUGACAGGCAUGAACGAUAGUGGGCUUGCAGCACAGAAGCUUCUUGUGCAUUAUGGCAUGACGGAUCUGGCAGUCGUUGCCAAGAAGCUCAUUGUGGUAUUUGAUGAUAUCAACCAAUUGCCCGGAUCGAUUGCUGUACAAGACGGUGGUGAUCUCAAGAGCGUACAAGGACACAAAGGAGUUGAGAGUAUCGCUACAGCCAUAAAUACCAAUAAUUUCAUACGGUUUCGUAUUGGAAUUGGACGACCUACUGCUCCUGUUACGGUUGUUAAUUACGUGUUGACGCAAUUCACUAAGGAGAACAAGGAAAUGGAUUUGCUUGGAUAUUCACUGCAACAGCUUGUUGAAGCACUUCGACACUUGGCAGAUACUCGAGAUCUGAAAUCGACCAAGAAAAAGUAUGCCAAUUCUCUCAAGCUACCCAAGAAUCUGCCAACAAUGGCUGGGUUGGAGUUUCCAGUUGAGACUCAUGGUUUUUGA
Synchytrium microbalum is the source of this 741-nucleotide messenger RNA. RefSeq lists its product as uncharacterized. The record is from RefSeq and is a predicted model, not a curated record. The coding region runs from base 1 to 741 and encodes 246 amino acids. NCBI's taxonomy places the organism in Eukaryota, Fungi, Chytridiomycota, Chytridiomycetes, Synchytriales, Synchytriaceae. Gene Ontology annotation, molecular function: peptidyl-tRNA hydrolase activity. The transcript is spliced from 6 exons.